AUGACGGCCUCCUCCCUUGCAAGCAAGUUCCUGGCUGCGGCCGUUGCCCUAUGCUGCACCUCAACCGCCGUCGCUUCUCCUCUCGGCGAAGACCAGAUCGUCUUCCAGGCCAACGCCGACUUGACUCGCGUCCAUGAAGAGCUCUCCAACGCCCGCAUCAUCCCCACGGUCCUGGACGAGUUCCAACCCAUCCUUGGCCUCUCGGCCGAGUGGUCCUCCUCCGCCGCCGCUGACCUCGGCAACACCCUGAAGCCGGCCAAGCUCCAGUCGGCACCCGCCGUCUCCCUUGUCAGCGGUUCGUCCAUGUCCGCCAGCCUCAUCGCCACGACCUACGUCUUGACCCUGACCGACCCCGACGCGCCCACGCGCGAGAACCCCAUCUGGUCCGAGUUCUGCCACUGGGUCGCCACGAGCAGCUCCCCAACCAUCUCCGCCGGCGUCGAGCCCGCCCACCUGGACCCCGUCGUUGAGUACAAGCCCCCCGGGCCGCCUGCCAAGACGGGCAAGCACCGCUACGUCUUCACGGCCUGGGUACCGGCCAACGGCACCAAGGAGAAACUGCACCUGUCCAAGCCGGAAGAGCGGAAGCACUGGGGCGGCGAGGAAGGCCGCGGCGUGCAGAAGUGGGCCAAGGAGAACGGUCUUGUUGCCGUCGGCGCGAAUUUCAUCUACGCCCAGAACGAGACGCAGUAG
Messenger RNA from Colletotrichum higginsianum IMI 349063, 693 nucleotides. Its product is annotated as Phosphatidylethanolamine-binding protein. The transcript is spliced from 3 exons. Gene Ontology annotation, biological process: regulation of proteolysis; regulation of Ras protein signal transduction. Gene Ontology annotation, molecular function: peptidase inhibitor activity; phospholipid binding. The record is from RefSeq and is a predicted model, not a curated record. NCBI's taxonomy places the organism in Eukaryota, Fungi, Ascomycota, Sordariomycetes, Glomerellales, Glomerellaceae. Bases 1 to 693 code for a protein of 230 amino acids.